Molecule: messenger RNA, 837 nt
Organism: Danaus chrysippus (African queen)
Lineage: Eukaryota; Metazoa; Arthropoda; Insecta; Lepidoptera; Nymphalidae
Source: the annotation of a GenBank genome assembly
AUGGUGUUCAAAGCUGCGUUUGUGUUUCUAGGGCUCCUCAUUGGAAGCAUAGCUCUACCUCUAAAUGAGGAGGAAGACAUGUCUGUCUUCUUCGACCAUCCUGACAUAACACCAUACAUCGUUGGAGGGCAAACUGCUGGCAAAGUCCCUCAUAUGGUAGCCCUGACCACUGGCAUCUUCACCAGAUCCUUCAUGUGCGGAGGUUCUCUGGUGACCAGGAAACACGUCCUCACUGCAGCACAUUGUAUUGCACCUUUGUAUAGUCGCGGAUCUCUUUUAAGUUCUCUGCGUGGUAUCGUCGGCACUAAUCGCUGGAAUUUCGGAGGAGUCGAACAUCAAUUCGCCUACAACAUUAGUCAUCCUAAUUACGUAGCCUCCACCCUCAAAAACGAUAUCGGUUUUUUGGUAACAAGCCAGGAAGUAUCACUAAACGAUAACAUACAAUUGGUUCCGAUCUCCUACGAUUUCAUCGGAGGUGAUGUACCUGCUAUUAUCAAUGGAUGGGGCAGAAUCCGGACUGGGGGAUCAUUGUCGCAAAAUCUGUUGGAGCUCAAGACAACAGUUAUCGACGGUCAACAAUGCAUCUCUGACGUUGCUCGUAGAGGUGCAGAACUUGGUAGGAGAGUUCUACCAGUUGAACCACAUAUCGAAGUCUGUACUUUCGUAGCACAGAACUUUGGUAACUGCCAUGGAGACUCCGGCAGUGCCCUCCUUCGUCAAAGUGACGGCCAACAAAUCGGUGUUGUGUCUUGGGGUCUUCCUUGUGCUCAAGGCGCACCAGAUAUGUACGCAAGAGUUAGCGCCUACCGUGACUGGAUCGAACAAAGCAUUCAAUAA